Patiria miniata (bat star) is the source of this 998-nucleotide messenger RNA. RefSeq names its product peptidyl-prolyl cis-trans isomerase B-like. The transcript has 4 exons. Bases 206 to 871 code for a protein of 221 amino acids. Lineage: Eukaryota; Metazoa; Echinodermata; Asteroidea; Valvatida; Asterinidae. Gene Ontology annotation, molecular function: peptidyl-prolyl cis-trans isomerase activity. Gene Ontology annotation, biological process: protein folding; protein peptidyl-prolyl isomerization. The record is from RefSeq and is a predicted model, not a curated record. Gene Ontology annotation, cellular component: intracellular membrane-bounded organelle.
UAUUAUCAUAGGGUCUGGUAAGUUGUUCAACGUGGCAGGGUGAAAUAUGAGUCGCCAGCCAGGCCAACUAGACUGCCACGUUUACACAUUCUGAACCUGUACUCGGCUCAGCUUGUGUGUGUCAUCAUAACUUCACUCUGUGCUCAAGACGUACGGGUCGGGAAAAGGAAAAUCUCUCAGUUUUCUCGCGCAGACUUGCUUCAAAAUGAAUCAUUUACUUGCUACUUUGGUUGCCUGCAUCUUGGUUGCUUACACCAGUGCUAAGCCAAACUCUGACUCCUCGGGUAAAGAUGUCAAAGCCAUUGUCACUGACAAGGUGUACUUUGACAUCCAGAUUGACAAUAAGGACAAAGGACGCAUUGUCAUCGGUCUGUUUGGGGAGGCCACGCCAUUGACUGUCAAGAAUUUCCUCAAUUAUGCCAAAACUGCCAAGGAAAACACCUACAAGGGAACACAUUUCCAUAGAGUUAUCAAAGACUUCUUGAUUCAAGGUGGCGAUGUGGCAAUGCAUGAUGGGAGCGGAUCCAUCAGUAUCUACGGAAAAUAUUUCAACGACGAGAACUUUGACUUGCAACACUACGGCCCGGGAUGGCUCAGCAUGGCUAACGCUGGUCCUGACACCAACGGAUGCCAGUUCUUCAUCACAACUGUCAAGACGCCGUGGCUGGACGGUAAACACACCGUCUUCGCUAAAGUCUUAGAAGGUAUGGAUGUAGUCAAAGCGAUUGAGGAAGUAGCGACGGACGAUCAAGAUCGUCCUCUCAAGCCGGCCGUCAUCUGGGAGUGUGGGAUCUUGGACGUUGAUGCUCCUUUUGAAGUGGAAAAAGCAGGUGUGGAGGUGGAAGGCGUAGCAGGUCCACCGGUGGUGUAAAUUAUUCGAAUUUUUUUUGGUUUCGUGCCUUGACUUAAGUAAAAAUAAAGCCUGUCUGAUUUGUUUAGCUCUACAGGGGUGUCAAAAAGAAAGUGACCGAACAAGGUAAAACUAUUUAAUAAAAAUA